This is a messenger RNA of Didymodactylos carnosus, 840 nucleotides long. NCBI's taxonomy places the organism in Eukaryota, Metazoa, Rotifera, Eurotatoria, Philodinida, Philodinidae. The record is from the annotation of a GenBank genome assembly.
AUGACAAACAAAUGGCCAUUAUCCAUUUUCAAUAAAAGUAUUAAAGUGAUUAAACCAAAAGUAAUAGCAGCUCAUUUUUCAUUAGUAAUAAGGUAUGUACCGAAAAAUUUUUCAGCUGAUUUCGUAUUUAAUGAAAUUAAGAAAUCAAUUACCAGUGCUCAAGAUUGUAAUCCAAUCGUUUAUGCAUAUGACAGAACAACAACAGACUAUCGGUUUUACGUUAAGGAUUUGGAGGAGUAUUAUGAAACAUUAAAUUUAGGCAAAUUAGCAGUGGGUAAUCGUCUACUACCAGUCACUCCUUAUUUACCCUCAAAUAAACUCACGUAUUGUUCAAAAUGUUACAUAUUAGGGCAUACAGCAUUAAAUUGUAGUAGCCACCAUCCUAAAUGUCGAGUAUGUUUAGGCGAGUUUACUAAUAAUCAUAGAAAUGAAUGUGAAGGUCAGUUUAAAUGUGCGCAGUGUGGGAGUAAUCAUUUCUCAUUGGAUGGAAAUUGUCCUAUGGUGCAAAAACACCGUCAAGAAUUAAAUAAAGAAGUGAAACAAGCCAUCCGAAAUGGUGAUUUAAACUAUAAUACACAUGUAGAACAAAUAAAACAAAUAAAAAAAUCAAAUGAGUAUCAAUAUGAUGUAAAUGCCUUUCCACCAUUGAUUAAAAUGGAUAGAAAUAUUGAAAAUAGGUGGAAUACACAAAAAACAGAUAGUAAUAACAAUACCAAUAAAAAUGAAGUAGCUGAUGUGUUAAAGGAAAUUAAUAAAAAUUUAGAAAUGAUGAACAAGAAAUUAGACGAUCAGAAAAGAACAAUUGGAAGAGGGAGAUUUAGCCUAACUCUACGGAUAUAA